AUGCUGGGACAAGCCGUAAGACGAUUCGCAACAUCUGCAGUUCGUUCUUCACAUUAUUCUGAGGGACCAGGGAAGAACCUGCCAUUUUCUGUGGAGAACAAGUGGCGCCUGCUGGGCAUGAUGGUGGUGUUCUUUGGCAGCGGCUUUGCUUUCCCCUUCAUUGUCGUCAGACAUCAGAUCCUAAAGAAAAGAGUGGAAGAGGGAGGGGAGAAAGAGCAGCGCCGCAGCGGACAAGAAGCCACCACCAACCACCAAACCCAGAACUAA
This is a messenger RNA of Menidia menidia (Atlantic silverside), 267 nucleotides long. The record is from the annotation of a GenBank genome assembly. NCBI's taxonomy places the organism in Eukaryota, Metazoa, Chordata, Actinopteri, Atheriniformes, Atherinopsidae.